AAAAAAUCAUGGACGUCCUUCAUGCAGUUCGCACGUAUACAACCAGGAUGGUUUCUACACCGUCGGCCAUCAAAGUUCUGUUAUUGGACACGCACACAACGCCAAUUGUCUCGCUGGCGGCAACGCAAACUGACCUGCUUACGCAUCAGGUAUAUCUCACUGACCGCGUGGACAACUUAAGACGUGACAGGAUGCCACACCUGAAAUGUGUAUGUUUUGUCUCCCCAAGCGAGGAGAGCUUGGAGGCAUUAUGCGCAGAGUUGAACGAACCAAAAUAUGGAGAAUACUAUCUUUACUUCAGUAACGUACUCUCCAAAUCAUUCAUCGAGCGACUAGCAACCGCCGAUUCCUAUGAGCUCGUUCGAGAAGUCCAAGAGUUCUUUGCCGACUACUCCCCUGUCCUCCCCCACAUGUUCUCGCUGAACCAUGUCCCAUCAAUAUCUUCUCCACUCCUUGGUUCAACGCUGUCAAACUGGGACGCCGACGCCCUUGGUAGGAGCGUGCGGGGGAUUUGUGCUGUUCUUCUGAGCCUUAAGAAGAAACCAUUGAUACGUUACGAAAGAAUAAGUCCUUUGGCGAAGAAACUGGGGCUGGAAGUCAAGAAAUUCAUCGAGGACAACACAUCUCUUUUUGACUUUCGCCCGACAGCGACAGCGCCCUUACUUAUUAUACUCGAUCGCUUGAAUGAUCCGGUUACGCCUCUUUUAUCUCAAUGGACCUAUCAGGCGAUGGUGCAUGAACUUCUAGGCAUUGUUAAUGGUCGUGUAGACCUCUCAACAGUUCCCGAUAUCUCAAAGGAUUUGCGAGAGAUCACUCUCUCUCCGCAAACGGACCCCUUCUACCGGGAUCAUCUUUUGUCUAAUUUCGGGGACUUGGGCGAAGCGUUAAAGGAAUAUGUAACAACAUACAAGACAUCCUCAGCCUCGACUCAGGAGAUUUCUUCUGUUGCAGACAUGAAACGCUUCGUCGAGUCAUAUCCAGAGAUCCGGAAAUUAGGAGGAAAUGUCAGCAAGCACGUAGCCCUAGUGGGCGAGCUCAGUCGCUUAGUAGGGAGAGACUCGCUGCUCGAAGUUAGCGAGAUCGAACAAGGUUUAGCAGCUGGCACAAGCUCUGGACUUGGUGGUGGUCUUAACGCGGAUUUGCGUGUUGUGAAGAAGCUGGUGGAGGAUCCAAAGAUACCCGGAUUCAAUAAACUCAGAGUCUGUAUGAUAUUUGCUCUGAGGCACCAGCGCUCGGCUGGAGGAGUGGCCGCAGUUAAGGAGCUAGUCGAAUUGCUUGUACGCUCGGGUGUUGACGAGAAAGAAGUAAAGCUUGUGCACUUGCUUCUCCACGUUGCUGGUGCUGAUAAGCGCCAAGGCGACUUAUUCUCAAAUGAGAACAUUUUUGCCAGGGGUCGGAGCGCCUUGAAGGGGUUGCAGGGGGUUGAGAAUGUGUAUACCCAACAUACCCCUCAUUUUGUGCGGAUGAUAGAGCAGCUUGUUAAAGGGAAACUUAAAGACUUCGAGUGCCCGUUUGUUGAUCCACCGGCUGGUUUCUCUCUAGCUAGCGGCCCGUCUGCUGCUCAGUCAUCUGGAGCCUCCCCUCCAUCGGGGCUUCUGAAUAGGCCGCAGGACGUCAUAAUAUUCUUCGUUGGGGGGACAACCUAUGAAGAGGCUCGGGCUGUGGCAAAGUUGAACGCAGAUGCCAGUGCUGCUGGACAGGUGCCAGGUGGCUCUGCAGCUACCGGUUCGGGUAUGAGAAUUCUUCUGGGGGGCACAUGCGUGCACAAUUCCUCGAGCUUCCUUCAUUUCCUCCAAUCAUCGAUCCCCACUCUGCCUUCAAACAUUGAUAUCGGAACCAUGCCUAUAUCCAGCCCAAGUCCUACACCUUCAAACCAGGCAGCAGGGCCCACAAAUUCGACGUCUUUGGCGUCGCCCGGCCUUGCACUUCAGCUCGGAAAUAUCCAGUUGAGUGUAGGCGGUCCAGCAGGGACAGGGGUAUACCGCACCGCCGAACGGGAAGGAGCGCCUCUUGUUGCAGUUCAAGCCGAAGGUUUACGAGAUGGGGUUGAGGGUAUAAGGGAUGGAGUGAGAAAUUUAUUCGGGAAAGUACGAGAAGGUGUCGAGCGGGGACUGGGUUCUCAAGGUUCUGCAGCAUGAUCUAGUGUAUUCGAGACGUAACACCAAUACAAUGUUUCCC
Messenger RNA from Cantharellus anzutake, 2178 nucleotides. RefSeq names its product Sec1-like protein. The transcript has 8 exons. The coding region runs from base 9 to 2138 and encodes 709 amino acids. The record is from RefSeq and is a predicted model, not a curated record. Gene Ontology annotation, biological process: vesicle-mediated transport; intracellular protein transport. Lineage: Eukaryota; Fungi; Basidiomycota; Agaricomycetes; Cantharellales; Hydnaceae. Gene Ontology annotation, cellular component: Golgi membrane.